AUGGUGGGUGAAGAAGAUUCUUCCGCACGCAAAUCCUCUGCUCAGGUUGAGCAAAGUAACGUGAGUUCGGUGAACUCAACCCCAUAUUUGUUGUUUGCAUCGAACAACCCUGGUGCACUGAUUACUUCAGUGGUGUUCACCGGAGACAAUUACAAUGAGUGGUCUACGGAGCUGAUCAAAGCCUUGAGAACCAAAAGAAAGCUAGGGUUUAUUGAUGGUUGGAUAAGGUCUUCUAUUGAAGCAAAAGUUCGAUCAACAGUCACUUUUAUUUCUGAUUCUCACAAACUUUGGGAGAAUUUGAAGAAACGUUUCUCGGUGGAAAACAAGGGAGGUCAAUCUGUGAUGGACUACUACAGACGUCUUGCUAAGAUGUGGGAGGAGCUAGAUAUGUAUAAGCCUCUUCCUGCUUGCAGUUGCAGUGCGGCUGCAGAAUAUGAGAAAGAAAGAGAUGAAGAAAAGAUUGGUGGGAAGAUCGUUCAACUAACAAAACAGAAACCAGAGGAUCACAAAGCAACAGAGGACGUGGUGCUUCAGGUUCUGAUAGAAAUCGGAGCAAAGGCAAACAAUGUUCAUGCAACUUCCUUUAAUGCUUCCAACUUUCCAGCGUUUACAGAAGAACAAUGGAAUGCUUUGACUCAGAUACUCAAUGAGAAAACUAAAGCAUCCUCCGAUAGGUUGUCGGGUUUUGCUGAUGGAAACAAGACUUUUGCCACACAUGUUGGCGUGUUUCAUCUCUCUAAUAACAUCACACUAUCUAAUGAUCGUUUCUCGAGGACACUGAUUGGAGCAGGUGAAAAGAGAGAUGGGGUUUAUUAUUUCAAGGAUGUAAUGGCUGCUAGGGUACACGUUGCUGAGAAGACUGCUAAAGCAUUUGAUCAGUAUAGAUGGCACCAGAGGCUAGGGCAUCCAGCGUUUUCAGUCUUGAGUUUUUUACCUUUGUCGUUUUCAUCAAAUAAGAAACUUGCGAUCAAGUUCUGGGGUGAAGCAAUCUUUUCAGCCUCUCACCUGAUAAAUAGAACCCCAACGACAGUACUCAACAAUGCGUCUCCAUAUGAGUUGUUGUGUGGUAUGAAGCCUACAUAUGAUCACCUCAGAGUCUUUGGCAGUUUAUGCUUUGUUCACUCCAAAUCAAGAGAUAAAGACAAGUUCGGUUCAAGAAGUAGAAGAUGUGUGUUCGUUGGUUAUCCAUUCAAUCAGAAAGGAUGGAAGGUAUUUGAUUUAGAAACAGAGGAGUUUCUCAUAUCACGGGAUGUCAUAUUUAAAGAAACAGAGUUUCCCUUCUCGUCCAAGCCAUCUGUAUCAUCUACCGAUCAGCCGAUCCUACAGGACAUUGUUGAUGAGGAUUGGGAGAUAAUGCAAGUUACUCCUCCUUUAAUAGACAAGGGGAGUACAGUUCCUUCUGUCACUCAACAAACAAGUAUAUCACCACAAGAACAGUCUGAACCCACGCAACCAGUUACAUCUGUCUCACCAUUAGUUGAGCAAACUACAGUUCAAGAUGUUAUAGAACCAGUACCAGUUGCUCCUAUAUCUUCUCCUCCAGAGAAUAUUGUUUCCAGUGAAACAUUAGGUCAUGGCCAGAGAUCACGCAUUCCUUCUGUUAAGCUCAAAGAUUAUGUUACCUAUAAUGUUGUUCGCCUUGAAGAACCCAAUCUCUCUCUCACUGGCUCUUCAUCAACGUCUUCUACGAACGUUCCAGGUAUGACAUCUUACCCGUUGAAUGCGUAUGUCUCUGACCUAAAUUUUUCAGUCCCCCAUCAAGCAUUCUUAGCAGCUAUGACAGCUGGAGUAGAACCAAAGAGUUACUCUGAAGCAAUCAAAGACAAAGUAUGGCGAGAUGCUAUGAAACGUGAGGUUGUGGCUCAUGAAGAGCUUGGCACUUGGGACUUAGCAACUCUGCCUCCUGGCAAAACAGCCAUUGCUUCAAAAUGGGUUCACCGUACCAAAUAUAAUUCUGAUGGAACAAUUGAACGCCACAAAUCUCGUCUGGUGGGCUGUGGAAAUAGGCAAGUUGGAGGUGAGGAUUAUGAUGAAACAUUUGCGUCAGUUCAAAGGGCUGGGAAGUACAUCAAAUGGACGUUCACAAUGCAUUCUUUCAUGGGGAUCUUGAAGAAGAAGUGUAUAUGCGCCUACCUUAGGGCUUUACUCACUCUGAUCCUCGCAAAGCCUACUCAGACUACUCGCUCUUCACCUACACCAAAUGAUCAAAAGAAGUUCGUGUUCUCAUUUAUGUUGAUGACUUAG
Brassica oleracea var. oleracea is the source of this 2244-nucleotide messenger RNA. RefSeq lists its product as uncharacterized. Lineage: Eukaryota; Viridiplantae; Streptophyta; Magnoliopsida; Brassicales; Brassicaceae. Bases 1 to 2244 code for a protein of 747 amino acids. The transcript has 9 exons. The record is from RefSeq and is a predicted model, not a curated record.